Messenger RNA from Pestalotiopsis fici W106-1, 939 nucleotides. RefSeq lists its product as uncharacterized. Gene Ontology annotation, molecular function: catalytic activity. Bases 1 to 939 code for a protein of 312 amino acids. The record is from RefSeq and is a predicted model, not a curated record. Gene Ontology annotation, cellular component: mitochondrion. The transcript has 2 exons. Lineage: Eukaryota; Fungi; Ascomycota; Sordariomycetes; Amphisphaeriales; Sporocadaceae.
AUGGCACCCUCUCGGGCCAUGCAGCCUCUACAGGCUCUGCGCCAACUCUCGCGGGCAACGGCGGCCACGAUAACGACUCCUAGGGCCGCCUGCCUCUACUAUUCGACCAAGCGGACCGUCGAUCUGGCAUUUGACCACCACGCCCCCGAGGCGGGCCGGGAGACGCGCGGGGCCACGUCGGCGCCCAUCAUCUUCAUGCACGGGCUGUUUGGCAGCCGCAAGAACAACCGGACGGUAUCCAAGGUGCUGGCGCGGGAGCUGGGCCGGCACGUGUACGCCGUCGACCUGCGCAACCACGGCGACUCGCCGCACGUGGCCGAGCACAACUACAGCGCCAUGGCCGACGACGUCGUCGACUUUAUCGGCCGCCACGGCCUCGAGGACCCGACGCUCAUUGGGCACAGCAUGGGGGCAAAGUGCGCCAUGGCCCUGGCCCUGGCCGAGCCGCGCCUGGUGCGCGACAUCGUGAGCGUCGAUAAUGCGCCCCUCGAUGCGCAGCUCGGCAGCGACUUUGGAAAGUACAUUCAGGGCAUGAAGCGCAUCGACGCCGCCGGCGUGACCAAGCAGAGCGAGGCAGACAAGAUUCUGGCAGAGUACGAAAAGGAUCUUCCCGUGCGCCAGUUCCUGCUCGGCAACCUGCACCGGCCGCAAGGGUCGACGCAGCAAAAGUUCAAGGUGCCGCUGGGCAUUAUUUCCAAGGAGCUCGACAACAUGGGAGAUUUCCCCUUCAAGGACCCCGAGCAGGUCCGGUUUGAGAAGCCGGCGCUGUUUGUCCGCGGCACCAAGAGCAAGUACGUGCCCGACGAGGCGAUUCCGCUAAUCGGCCGUUUCUUCCCCCGGUUCCAAAUGGUCGACAUUGAUGCUGGGCACUGGGUCAUUUCCGAGAAGCCCGAGCCAUUUCUGAAAGCUGUGAUUGAGUUUCUGACGCCAAAGGAAUAA